CGACAAACCGCGCAGGUAAUCCGAUCCCGGGGCCAACUUGGAUAUAUGAACCCUACGGACGGAUUGUCUCUCUGCAAUUUACCUUUUUCUACUUCCCAUCCGGCCUACUAGAUUGAUUUCGAAGUCCUGCUCGACCCUCGCCGGAUCCGCCGAUUCUCCCGUGAUGCCCCGCUGAAGUACUGCCUUCCCUGCGCUCGCUCCCUGACCCAUAUUCCUGGUGGUCAUACAUCGCAGCAAUGCGUGGACUAUGCUGGCUGUUGCUGGUGUCCAAUAUCUACCUUGGUGCUUCCAGCAUCAUUCCGUCUGACGAACGCUGUGUCACCGCCAUUUAUACCGCAUAUGGAUAUAUCAACUUUGCUGGAAGCCCGUCUGUUGGGUUCUGGGAUACACGCUGCCUGAACCCCCUGAAAGUCACGUCAAUCUAUGCUUCAUCACAAGUGCACUGCUCCCCGUCAGAGCAGGCCGCUGGCCUUUCCCAGCUAGCUACGCUAUGUCGCGAGGUUGCCGGUUUAGAUUUGAUUCCUCGCGACCAACUCGCCGCCAACCUGACUGAAACUGCUAUCCAACGAAUGCAAGUAGUGGGUUAUGGGGAAAUACCUAGAAACCUACCCCUUGACGCUCCCGUUGUACUCUCUACGUCACAUUAUGAUCGAACUUUUCGAACAAUUGAUGCUUGGCAAUUCGAAAUGUGGUCACACUUUGCGUACGGUUUCGCUGGGUACGGUUUCUGGGCCGCAGUCCUGGCAGUCGGAACUCUACAUCGUUUCAUCCAGCAAUUCCUUCUGUCCCGACGCGCUUCCAUGGGUCGUCAACAACAUCCCUUGGUCCGUACCUUCGGCAGCCCGUUUCGAAGAAUGUACAGUUGGAUUCAUACCCAUCUUGUCGUUGCUAGCCCUCUGCCAUCCCAUGGUCGACACAUUCUUUGGUGGACGUUUCCUACGCGCGUCGAAGCCGUAGUCACCUUUACUUUCUGGGUAAUUAGUAUUGUUCUAUGUAUGGUGGGCUACCGGACCUUUUCAGGCAACAUCUAUUGGCCAGAUAUUUCUGCCCAGCUCUUGCGCUAUGCGGCGGAUCGCACGGGUAUUCUCUCGUUUGCAAAUCUUCCGUUACUCUGGCUGUUUGCCGGUCGCAACAAUAUAUUUCUCUGGGCCACCGGUUGGAGCUUCGCGACAUUCAAUAUAUUUCAUCGUCACGUAGCUUGGAUAGCCACCAUCCAGGCCCUGAUUCACACCAUAUUAUAUUUGAUCCUGUUCAUUCAAAAUGGAAACGCCUGGAAGAAACUUCAAAAGCCAUAUUUAUUCUGGGGUACCGUGGCAAUGGUGGCCAUGGCGCUCGUUCUCCCUUCGGCUGUGGAUUGGUUUCGGCGUCGAAGUUACGAGACGUUCCUCCUGCUUCAUAUUGCUUUCUCGGUGGCAACUGUCAUCGGUUGUUUUUACCAUACGACUAUUUUCGAGGGCCAUGAAUAUUGGCUCUAUCUUUGGCCCGUCAUUGGGGUCUGGGCCUUUGAUCGAUUCCUACGAUUAGUUCGCCUUAUAUACUGCAAUUUUUAUGUUCGAGUCUAUGCUGGGAGAGAGCUUCAGUAUAGCCGCAGCCUGGCAACCUACGACGAAGCUUCCGACGUGAUUCGGUUGGAGGUGAUGCCUGGGUCCACGAUCCUCCACCCAACCGCUGGGCAGUAUUACUAUCUAUACCAACCUUUUCGGCUAACUGGGUGGGAAAGUCAUCCAUUUACCCUCGGUACUUGGUCGUUUGAAACGGGUUCUCGCACAUCAUCCGUUCCAUCGGAUGCUGCGAAACGCGAUCAGACAGUAGACGUCUCUCAGAUUCCUCUACUGGCCGAUUCUUCUGGCUCUGAAUCCCAAUCUUUAGAUGAAUCCUCACAAGAAAGCAAUCAGCUAAAACUGAUCUUCUGGAUUCGGCCUUUUGACGGUUGGACACGUUCUCUUCGCCACCAAUGCAAAGCCUGCCCGGAUCGAGGCCUAGAUACAACUAUUCUCUUGGAGGGCCCCUACGGUGAAGAGUUUCCGCUGUGGAAUUACGAGUCCAUUCUCUUUGUUGCUGGAGGAACGGGAAUUGCGGCAAUAGUGCCAUACAUCCAGGACCACCUUGCCCGAUGUGCCACCGCAGAUGGUAAUGCAACGCAAAUCCAAGAUAUGCAGCUCGUUUGGACGACUCGGCAAGCGGCCUUUGUGCGACAACUUGCAACCGGUGAGUUGAAUACGGCUCUCACUCGCAGUGGCUUCCAUGCUUCUUUCUACGUUACCUCUCCCGGGGAAGGCCAUAUUGGCGUGAAUUCGCACCCUUCUAGCCAAGAUGAUGGGCUGCUGGAUAAAGACCUGGAGAUUCAUACCGGACGACCUGAUCUUCAAAAUCACAUCUUAGCUCACGCGCACGAAGCGCAACUCCGGGACUGCUCAGCGCUUGUCUUAGUAUGCGGGCCGCCCGCCAUGGCCGACGAGGCUCGAUCUGCGGUGUACAGGGCGAUGCGCCAGGGCUACCGAGGUAUUCGGUACGUCGAAGAAUCUUUCAGUUGGUAAAUAGUGGAUUACGAAUGGGCACGAUAAACGCAUUCUGGGAUAGACUUUCUUUUUCGGAGCUUGGAUCUUUUCAUCUUUACUUUCGGUUCGCAAGAAAUAGUUACUACAUAGAGACAUCCCAACAAACUCAUCAUCGC
Messenger RNA from Aspergillus steynii IBT 23096, 2674 nucleotides. Its product is annotated as ferric reductase family protein. The record is from RefSeq and is a predicted model, not a curated record. Gene Ontology annotation, cellular component: plasma membrane. Gene Ontology annotation, molecular function: ferric-chelate reductase activity. The transcript has 7 exons. Gene Ontology annotation, biological process: intracellular iron ion homeostasis; copper ion import; iron ion transport. NCBI's taxonomy places the organism in Eukaryota, Fungi, Ascomycota, Eurotiomycetes, Eurotiales, Aspergillaceae. Bases 237 to 2537 code for a protein of 766 amino acids.